This is a messenger RNA of Morone saxatilis (striped sea-bass), 3405 nucleotides long. It is a transcript of the gene lclat1, whose product is annotated as lysocardiolipin acyltransferase 1. The coding region runs from base 346 to 1503 and encodes 385 amino acids. Gene Ontology annotation, molecular function: acyltransferase activity. The transcript is spliced from 6 exons. Lineage: Eukaryota; Metazoa; Chordata; Actinopteri; Moronidae. The record is from RefSeq and is a predicted model, not a curated record. Gene Ontology annotation, cellular component: endomembrane system.
CUGCGUGUAAGUGCAGGUGAGAGGUGACAAGUUGAGAGGUCGUGUUAGCAGAGCGGUAAGGCGGCUAUUACUUUUUGCUGCAGCCAUAGUAAGUAAAGGCACUCAAAGACAAGCAAAGCGGUCGUCGCCACGGCUCAUACAUCAAACAAUAACAGCUCGGUUGCUAAACAGUUUCAACGUGCGUCAACUUCUGGGGACGCAAAUGUUGGUAAUCUUUUCGCUAGCUGAUAGCUGGCUUUGCUAAGCUGCUAUGUCGCAACCGAGUGUUUGGACUAACCGGAGCUAUCGGAACUAUUAGCUCUCCUAAGACAAACUUUAAAUCUGGAGGAAAAACACACGAGAAAGAUGGCUGUGUCGGUGCGGGGCCUGUACUUUGUGGUGACCCUGUUUUUGGGUAGUUUCUUUGGAAGUGUCUUCAUGCUGGGUCCUGUUUUGCCCCUCAUGCUGCUGUCUCCUGCUUGGUACCGCUGGAUCACUGAUCGCAUCGUCGCUACCUGGCUCACCCUGCCUGUGUCCUUGCUAGAGCUGGUAUUUGGCGUCAAGGUGGUGAUAACAGGUGAUGGCUUCAUUCCAGGGGAGCGAAGUGUGAUCAUCAUGAACCACCGUACCCGUCUGGACUGGAUGUUCCUUUGGUGUUGUCUGCUCAGGUACAGCUACCUUCGUCUUGAGAAGAUCUGCCUCAAGGCUGUCCUGAAGGCUGUGCCUGGCUUUGGAUGGGCAAUGCAGGUGGCCUGCUUCAUCUUUAUUCAGCGUCGUUGGGAGGACGACAAGAAGCACAUGGAGAACAUGCUGGACUACUUCUGUGACAUCAGAGAGCCAUUGCAGCUGUUACUGUUCCCAGAGGGCACAGACCUCACUGAAAAUACAAGAGCAAAGAGUGAUGCGUUUGCCACCAAGAACAGUCUGCCGAAAUUCGAAUAUGUCCUGCAUCCCCGCACCACUGGAUUCACCUUCAUUGUGGACAGACUACGAAAAGGAGACAACCUAGAUGCCGUCCAUGACAUUACAGUGGCAUACCCUAAGAACAUCCCUCAGACAGAACGCCACCUCAUCCUGGGGCUUUUCCCACGCGAGAUCCACUUCCACGUCCGCCGCUAUCCAGUGGCUUCACUGCCCACCUCUUCCUCUGACCUGGAGUCUUGGUGUCGAGACCGCUGGGCUGAGAAGGAGGUCCGUCUGCGGGAAUUCUACUCAGGCCAACCCCGGGGCUUUGACAGGGACGGUGUCGCACGUGUGCCACCUUGCAAGACGGAGCUGCGAGUGGCACUGAUCAAAGCCGCCUCACUGUUGUACUGGAGCAGCUUUAUUGCUCUGUGCUUUACUGGCCUGUGGCUGUGGGCUCCAUUUAGGCUCUACUUCCUGGUCAUGGUAGGUGUGUAUAUGGCCCAGCAGAAAAUGAUUGGAGGGCUGGAGCUGCUGGAGUUGUCCUGCCAUCGAUACUGGAAGUCAAUGGCUGCCCAUGUGGGUGAAAAGAAGAAGGUACUAGAUGGGAAGAUGCAGUGAGGAUAGAAGACGGGGUCGACUGGACAACGACGCGUUUCCACCUAUGCUCAGCAAGGACACUGAGGACUCAGUUGUCUUGGCCUGUUCAGUCCAGAGGGCUAGAAGAUCCCCUUGAGGGGACCUGAUGCUUUAUGCCUUAGAAAGGGAGUAAUGAAUUCACCUCCUGACAGUAUGCAUGGCUUCAGUGGAGAGAGCUUAACGUUCUGUUGAAGAAGAAAAAGAGGAAUGUUAUAUACGUUAAUCUGUGUUGGAUUCAAGGAAUUCAGCACACAUAAUGUGUCACUUGCCCUUUUCUACGUCUCUCCUUGUAAUCACUGUUAUUUAGCUUGCUGUCGGUGCAUUUUUUUAUCAGUUGAUGUUGUUGGUGUUUAUUAAAUUGUUUGUUUAGAAUUCCAUUGUGGACAUGUGUCGUAAAACAAUGCUGUUCAGUAUUUGUUAAUACUGUUGCCAUGUCUUUGAAACUGGUUUUAUUGUAUGUGUUGCCCUUUGUUUUAUAUUGGUGUCAUAAAUUAUGGAGCAGAGCCAUAGUACAGCCCACCUGUACAUAUGAUGACUUGACUCUAACCAAUAUUCAAAUCAGCACUGUAGUUAGCUGGAUUAGACUGAUGGGACUUAGUCAAAUGAAUCAGUUUCCAAAAGUAGUCUCUAGUCUAGCAAGGAAAGAAAAGGAGUGAUGUAAUUCCCAGAGAAUUAUUAAGGAAUAUACAGGUAUAUAUGUGUACCAUUGUUUACCUUUAUUGGGUAUGAUUACCUUUUUAUACAAAUUGGGGAAUGAACCUUUCCCAGUUAGUCCUGUGAUGAUGUUUAUAACUGUAUAGGUCUUAAAAACAUAAAUUAUGUUGUUCCUCAAGUAGCUUUUGCACAUAAAAGCCAAAGGUGUGAAAAGCCUAUGUGAUUUAAAAAAAGUAACCAAACAGAAUGUAGUCAGUCUUGUCAGGAAAGGGUGGCACACCUGCUUUGAGGUAACAUUUGUGGUCAUCAACUCAUCAAGAUCAAAGAUCUGACUGAGAUCUUACAUGUGGAUAACUGUAGAAGCAGAUGAGCUUUGUGCCCUUUCUGGGAAUGAAGGGAUGCCUUGUAGAGGCAGGAUGUGGGUGGUGCUGGGGUGGAAGAAUGUCCUGUUGGGACAACAUUACCCCUCGAUGUGCAGGGUGGCACAGAGGACCAGACUUGGAGUGGAAAACUGGCCAUGAACUCAACCUAAUCCAAAAAAGCCCUGUAAUGCCCACCUCUGCCUGUGCCCCUCUCUAGAGGACUGGCAUUGAUGCGCCUGCUAAACUCAAUUAGCAAAUGACAGCUGAGAAAGCUACUCCAAUUGUGCCAAAAAAGGACAGAAAUUGAAACAAGAUUGGAGUGGCGCUUCAACCACACUUUUAGCCACAGACUCUCCUUGCCACUCAAUACCCUUUUUAACCAUGUUAAUUCUGGGAGUCCGGAAACAUUUGUGUUGGACAGUCUAUAGCAGUUUCUGUAACACUGUGCAAUGUGUGAUCUAGUUGACCACUUCAACCCUGUUUUUGUGAGACAAGUGUCUUUCACAGUUGACCACACAACAGAAAGUUGACUGAAGCUUUUUUGUUUAUAUCAAUCCGAAGCUCCUGUAGUUAAAGUGUAAAGGGGCUGUUUCCAGUCACUGUGAUCUAGCUGUGUUAACAAUUUUAUCAUCAGCAUGUAGUAGUUUACCAAACAUGGUACUAUAUCUGUUUCCUCAACACUGAACCAGCUAGAAACCCCACGUAUUACUCUUUCACUUGUGCUGUUUUCUGUUGCCCAUUUUACAAUCACUUUUUGAUGCUGGACCUCUUUAAAGUCACUGUCCUCAGGUAAACACAGUGGACACUGUUCGAGUCAGGCUCUUAAGGGAGGAAAUAUGUAUCUAAAUAAAUAUACUAUAUCAACUCA